This is a messenger RNA of Aricia agestis (brown argus), 6804 nucleotides long. RefSeq lists its product as uncharacterized. The record is from RefSeq and is a predicted model, not a curated record. Gene Ontology annotation, biological process: transcription by RNA polymerase III. The transcript has 28 exons. Gene Ontology annotation, cellular component: transcription factor TFIIIC complex. Bases 205 to 6408 code for a protein of 2067 amino acids. Gene Ontology annotation, molecular function: protein binding. NCBI's taxonomy places the organism in Eukaryota, Metazoa, Arthropoda, Insecta, Lepidoptera, Lycaenidae.
UUCAGAAAUUUUGGAAUUUUAAUAAUUAUCCUUUUACGAGAUACAAUUCACAUUUGUGUAUGAAAAAAUAUAUAAAAAAUUACUACAAUAAAUAAGCGGUGUGAGUUGAAUUUGUAGCCAUCCAAUGUGAGAUAUUUACACUACUCGGACUUUCAUUUCGCAAGCUUAUAAUUUAAAUUUGAUGAAUUUAGAUAAAAAGGCAAUAUGAAUAGGAAGAGGGGAAAACGACAAAAAAAUGAUUCAGGGCAAGAGAUACUGGUACUUCCUCCAGAUUUAUUACAAAAACUUGGGAUUAACUUGGAAAAUAUUUGUUUUAAUGAAGAUUCCAAUGCGGUUCCAAUUGCAGAUAUUUCUGGAAACGAGGCUCCUUUAUUAACUGAAGAAAUAGUGGUUCAAGACAUAAUUUCCACUGAAAAAAAUAAAGAAUCUUCUAUCAUUGAAACUGCAAAUUUAAUGAAAAAGUCUCUGUUUUUAAGUCCUACAUUCAAUACACCACAAUCUGUUGUGGUACCUAAUAGUAUAGAGCCACAAUGUACUAGUCCAGAGAAGAUUUAUACAGAUAAUGUGGAAGUAGAUAAAAAUGAAAACAGUGAAAUCAUAAAUAAAGAUCACUGUCAUGCUGUAGAUUACUGCAUUGAUAACCAACAUAUUAUAAUUACACAAUACAGUCAGGAUAACCAGAGUAGAUCUACUCCAAUUUUAAAUCCUAUAAGUACUGCAAACGAAGAAAGUGCAUCUCAAACUAAAAUUGAUAACAAAAAUAAAAUUAACAUAUUGUCUGAGGAAAUUGUUAAUCCAACAAAAUUGAGUACUUUGCGACCAUUAAUUGAUAUAAAUGACCGAAAAGCUUUGGUUCCUAUACCAAUUGAUACUUUCAUAUCAAUUGACAAGCAUCAUCAAGAUAAUAAAAUAACUAACAAUAAUACAUGCUUGUCUCAUAAUGAAUUAAAAGCUAAUAAUUCAAACAGUUUAAAAACCGAAUAUAAUGAGGAUGCUGUAACUCAGUAUGUUAAAACUGCCCAGACAAAUGGUGAAAUAUUAGAUAAUAAUACAACUGAAACAGAUAUUGAUACUGAAAUGUUGCCUGGCUGUAAUGAAAAAUCUUAUGAUACUAUUAACAAUUUAAAUGUUUUUCAACCAGCACCAAAUGUCGAAAACUCAGGGUCAAUAGAAGAUGAAGAUACACUAAAAGAAACAUCUAAUAAAAUUCGCAGUGACCAAAAUAAAUUAAAAACAGUAGAAGAGAAAGCAAGUUUGGAAGAAUUGAACACUUGUAAUGCCUCUGUAAAUGAAAAUGAGUCUGCAAAUACAAUAGCAAGUAUAUUAUUUAAACAUCUUAACAAAGAAAAAAACUUUUUUACAUCUAAACAAAAUAAAGCUAAGUCCAAAAUGUCAGUUCAAGGUGUAGAAAAACCUGGUGGAGAAGUUCAGAUAAAUCAAUCUAGGCAACAUAAAACAAGGACAUAUGCUAGAAAUAAGAAAAAUAAGAUUGCAAAUUCGAUUACAUUCGAUCACGUAGUUGAUAUAGACACAAAUGAUCUAAAGAUAGAUUAUGCUGAUAAUAUUUCUUAUGAACAUCUGCAGAUCCCUGGACAAUUUUGUAUUUGUUUCGAUUUCGGAUACUUAGACCGCGAUAUGGGUCUUGGCUAUGCACAUCCACACUUUUCUAACACUGAAAACAAUAUUCCACUUGAUGAUGCACUUAGCAUUUACAUCGAAGAUGUUGCAAUUAAUCGUAUUGACUGUGAUAAUAUAAACCACAAAGGUGAUAAUAUAAACCACGAAGGUUAUAAUAUAAACCACGAAGGUGAUAAUAUAAACCAUGAUGAAACAUCUGAUACUGAUAAUAUCUGUUACAAUGCUGUAUAUCUGGAUUCAACAAUUGAAAAUGAGGCUUCAGACUCAAAUAACAAAUUGAUACAAGAUAACACAAAUACACCAAAGACAAAAGUAACUUUAAGUAAGAAUGAAACGAGAGAUGUCGCUAGUGAUGAUAAUGUAGCACAAUCAAUAGAAAAGCAGAGAAAACCAGCACAGGUGUCCCCUGAAGUGCAAACCAUACAAAACAUGCAACAACAUGGAUUUGACACUUCCAAUAUUGAUACCGAAAAAAAUGUGGAAAAUCAGGAUAAAUUGAUAACAAAGAAAAGAAAGCUUUCCGUGUUGGAAAGAGAGGAAUCAAAAACAGAUUGUCAGAAACGCAGAAAGGGGAGAAGAUCUAGCCGUAUUUCAAAUGAGAAGCUUGAGCCAGUCAGUCGCGUCGAUAAACAUAAAGUAGAAGUUAUCGAAAAACAAAAUUCGGAGUCCAUCGGAGGCGAAGAGUCAACACACAAUGUAGAGCUCGAGCAAGUAGUGCGUUGCGCAAUGUGCGACGUGAGCGUGCGCGCAGACCGCUGGCUGUCGCACGCCGCAGGCCACGCCUACAUCGCCUGGCCACACGGACAGACACCUCUCGAUAUUACAGACAAAAUGGCAAUACGUAAACACUUAGUUGAUAUUUGUGACGAACUUGGCGCACUGACUUGUAGCAAAUGUAAUACCGAAAAGAAAAGUGUAAAGACAUAUUUAGAACAUACCAAGCAUUGCAAGUCUGCGAACCAUACGUCCAACUCGCCAGUGGACAGUAUCACUGCAGAUGGUACAACGACAGACGCGGCGAAUGUAGUGCCACGUGCCGUGAUAGAAGCGGCGGAUGUGAAGCCCUGUGCCGUCACAGACACGACGGAUAUAGCACCGUGUGCAGACAUAGACGCCGCGGAUGCGGCGCAGCGUGUCGUGACAGACGAGGCGGCUGUAGUAUCAUCUGCCGCGACUGACGCUGCAAAUGUGGUGCCGGGCGUUGUAACCGACGUGGCAGAUGCGGUGCGGUGCGGCGUAUGCGACGCACGGCUGUCUCGCGGCGACUGGAUGGCGCACGCAGGACAAGAGCACAACUACCGCGCCUGGAUACACGGACAACCACAGCCGGAUCUCAAAGAUGAUAAUGCUGUUUAUAAUCAUUUGUAUAAUAUAUCAAAAGAAUUUGAUGGAUUGACGUGCGCUAAAUGUGGUAUAAGGCGGAAGUAUGUGAAAGCAUAUUUGAAACAUAUAGAAUCCUGCAAGGGCGCGGACACUCUAGAUACGAGUGUAAAUGAUUCACUAAACCAAAGUACGGCAUCACUCAACUGUACGGUUGAUGAAGCCAAUACUAAUAUACACCAAGGUACUGUCAAGAGAACCAGAUCUAGUAUCGACAAGAGUAAAUCUGCCGUCAAGAAAAGAAAAACUAGUAUCGACAGGAAUACUGUCGAAAAGGUUAAUACUAUUGUCGAUAAGGAUAAUACUACUGUCGAUAAGGAUAAUAAUACUGUCGAUAAGGAUAAUACUACUGUCGAUAAGGAUAAUACUACUGUCGAUAAGGAUAAUACUACUGUCGAUAAGGAUAAUACUACUGUCGAUAAGGAUAAUACUACUGUCGAUAAGGAUAAUACUACUGUAGAUAAGGAUAAUACUACUGUCGAUAAGGACAGCACUACUGUAGAUAAGGAAAACACUACUAUACAGAAGGACAACACUAUCGAUGCGGGUGCGGUCGUGUGCGGUGUGUGCGGCGCGAGCGUCGCAUCUUCGACGUGGAGCGAGCACGCACGCACGCAACAUGAAUACCUCGCUUGGAAGCACGGGCAGAUGCCGUUGGAAAUCUCAGACGAAGAAGCUGUUCUUUGUCAUUUGAAACAAAUUUUGAAAGAGACAGGACAAUUAAUUUGCUGUAAAUGCGACAAAAUAUGCAAAUUUGCUAAGACGUAUUUACGCCACUCCAGAAAGUGUGGUGCAUCUGAUGAGACUUUGGACAGCAGCGCGAAUGACACCUUGAAUGUAAGCGAGCUAAGUGUAAGUAAAACCAGCAACAAGGGGAGGAGUCCGGCGGGGGCGAGUGGCGAUGGGCGUGACGUCACGUGCGGCGUGUGCGCCGCGAGCGUGCGCGGGGCGGACUGGAGCGAGCACGCACGCACGCAACACAGUUACCUCGCCUGGAAAGAUGGAGAAACACCUCUGGACAUUGCUGACGAAGAACAAGUUCAUAGUCACUUAACCAGAAUCAGUAGAAAACGUAAUGGUCUAACGUGUAAUAAGUGUGACAAAACGAUGAAGUAUGCCAAAAGUUAUCUAUCUCACGUGAAAGCCUGCGAAACUACGAAAGCUGCGGACGUUUUGGAUGUUUUAGAAUGUGCCGUAUGUGGUGAGAAAGUUGAGCCGAGCGAUUGGCAAAAGCAUGCUAUGAGUAAACAUUAUAACGUCGCGUGGGCCGUCGGCGACACUCCUAUCGACAUUAAAAAUCCUUUCGCCGCGGAGAAGUUGUUGAAUAAAUACAAACAGAAGCACAACAAGCUGCAGUGCAAAGUGUGCAAGCUGGUGCGCGUGUCCUGCGUCGGGUUCUACGCGCACAUCAUACAGUGCGGGAAAACGGACGAGGAGGUGGAGAUAUACAAGAGCCUGUGUGAGAUCUGCAACAACAAAUACCUGUGCGUGUACCACAGCCAGCACAUGAAGAUGCACCGCGAGCAGGAGAACGUCAAACAGAGGAAGCUGCUGAUGGCGGAGAAGGUGGCGCAGCUGGAGCAGCAGGAGGACACCCCAGUGGUCACCGGACGCAGGAAAGCGGCGGAAAAAGCCAUAAAUGUGAUCAACAAAUCUAUGGGCGGUGGUGACGCGAAGGACGCGGACGUGGCGGGCAAGACGGGGGACGAUCCGCACUCGGACGCGGGCACGGACAGCGACGAGUCAGCCCAGCUCGACUCCGAGUCCUCCGAGUCGGAGUCCGGCGUCGACUGCGACCUGUCCGACCAGUCCGGCCAGUCCGGCCACUCCGCCCUCCAGCUCGCUGCACAAAACAAGAAGCGGAAGAAGAAGAAGUACCCUGAAUCACAUACUUCAAACAUCAAACGAAUAGCAUUCGUGGUGAAAGACGUGAAAGCUUUCUUAGCUGAAGGUGUGGCUGAAAUACGUAAAAAAGUUCUAUGUGCCGGCGAGCUGUACCCGCAGUGGCGGCACUGCGAGCUGACGGGCGUGCCCGACGCGCACGCCCAUCUCUACAUGCCCGCACUGAAGCGCUCCUGCAACGUCAACAUCAACGCGAAAGAAUGGACCACGUACGAGAUGUUCGAAGCGCGAGUUGACAAAGAAACUUCAUUCUUCGUGGGCGGCUGUAUCCAGUGGAUAUCGUGGUCUCCGCCGACGGUGGGCGACAAGGGUAGGGGCGGGAACUAUCUGGCGGUGGCGGCUCACAGGGAGGCGGACGUGCCGCGCCUGGACCAGUCUGACGUGUUUGAACACCCGGCCAUGCUGCAGAUAUGGGACUUCGGGGAUAUGACCACGGCACCCAAACUGUCGCUGUGCAUCGCGUUAGACUGCGGCACGUUGUGGGCGGGAUCGUGGUGUCCGUCUGGCGUGCGGGACGCCGCGGCGCCGCGCGCGCGUCUCGGGCUGCUAGCAGUAGCCACGUCCAGUGGCGCCGCAUACAUAUUGCCCGUGCCUUAUCCUGAUGAUGUACAGAGGGACAAGUUGUCAUUAUACAAAGUUAAACCAGUCGCCGAGUUGAGGUUUUCUCGCGGCGAGAGACAAAAGUAUCAAGCUACUAGCAUCACAUGGUCUACGGAGAAAGGACAUUCAGUGGUAGUAGUCGGCUACGCGGACGGGUCGCUCGGCCAUUACAACGUGGACAGCUCGUCGCCGCUGCUCAGCGAACAGGACGACGGCGUCACGAUAUUCUACCCCUACGACGAGGAGUACAGACAUAACUCAUGUAUCACUGACGUGUCAACGGUGUCGGGCGGGGGGGUGUGCAGUACAUCUCAAACGGGCUCGGCGCUGCGGAUGCGCGGCGCGGCGCUCCGCUCGCUGCUGCCCGCCACCUGCGCCGCGCCGCUUCCGCUCUGGCCCGCCACGCUCGUCGUCGGAAAUGAUAUUUUAGUGAAUCAAACAGUGAACGAGUUGGAGUGCUGGGGGGCGGGGCGGCGGCUCGGCCCGCUGCGGUGCUGCGGCGGGUGCGCGUGCUGCGGCGCCGUCGCCGCGGUGUCGCCGCCCGCGCUGCGCCUCAUGCGCCUGCAUCCCGCUUACGGCGACCACUUAAAGACGGAUAUAGCUACGAUACAAAUUGCCCGACUGGAUAACAAAAAGCCAAAGAUUAAAAACGACGAUCUAGCGGUGGUCGUUGAACCGAGAACGUACGAAGAGGCCAUCAAAACCUACGGAGUGCAGUUCAAAUAUCUCACCGCAAAGCAUAUGGGUGGUCUGCCGAGCAAGGAGCAGAGCUGCGAGCGGUUCCCGCUGGCAGACGCGGUGGGCGUGGCGUUCUGUCCCGCCCCCGCGCACCACACCCGCCUUGCCGUCGCACUGCACUGCGGCCUCGUGCUGGUACUCAACGUCUGAUCUUCUAUAGUCGGAGGUUACACGUUUAGUUUCUCAUCAAUCCCAUCAAUCUGGUAAAGAUUGAUGCGAAACCUGUACCGUGUAACCCACGGAUUGAUGGACUGAUCAUUGUUUUAUUAUGUACUUCUAAGCCAUCAAUCUGGCGUCAAUAUCAGAUUGAUGAUCUGAACUGAUGCCAGAUUGAGCGUGUAAUCUACGUCUUAAUGUGUAUAAAGGAGUAUACAUUUAAUUCAUCCUACAAAAAACUCGGUAGAUUAAUGUGCAAUUGUAUAUAUAAAUAUUACGGGUCUAAGACGUACAAACUUUAUAACCCACAAAUUUUUCAAUUUAGCAAUUAAUUCGAAAUGAAUUAAUGUACUGAUACCGAUCGAAGUAAAUUACAUAAACACAUAUACA